GCCGGACGAGGUUGAUAGGCCCUGAUGGGGAGGAUCUUGCACUGCGGGGCUGAUGUGUGAGGUUCUCUGCAGGGGGGAGCGUAGGCGCUUUGGUCGGUUUGGGUCUCUAGUGUCUUCUGCCAGUCACCUGCUUCCCACUUAUAGCAAGUUGUGAUCCGUGCUCAAGACAUUAUUCUGGUGACAUCAAGAUUCACAACACGCUCGAUCAAAACCCUCGUCGUGUUCGCAUCUUCCUAUGAACAAUUGCCAACGGGGAAGCCACAUUGUGCCCAUCACCUUGUGAACCAAAAGACAAGGUAGGAUUGCAUUGCGUUCUGUACCAAUCACAAUGCCUUCAGAGCAGCCACCCACCGUUAUGUCCACCGACCAAACGUCGGAAGAGCAGAGUAACAUCGACAUUUGCAAGCAAUACAUGUCCAUCGCUUACUCUCCGACGGACAACAAUGGCGCCUCGUCCGUGCAACACCUAUGUCAUCAGGACGCCUGGUUCUGGGCUCCCAGCACCUUCCCUAACUGCGAAACACCCAUGGACUACGCCGAAUCUCACGCUCACGUCAUGGCCUCCGUCAAUGACCUCCACAUUAUACGCUACGAUCAAGUCUUCGCCAAGAACGGACACGUCUUACUACGAUAUACGGCUGAAGGCAAUUUCAAAGGCAAACCGUAUAUGGGCAUUGAGCCGAAUGGAAACCAUGCCCGGUGGAGCGCGGCCGCAAUCUUUGAAGUGGAGGAUGGCAGGAUUAGGAGCUUUACGAAGGAUUGGGAUCAAAAGUUGAUGCAAAUCCAGCUGGGAUGGGCGCCGGUGAAUGAGAGCGACAAUCCAAGGUGGAAUCUGCAGACGUUGAGGAACCCGGAGGAGGCGAGGAAGAAGAAGGGUUGAGUUGGAAUCACAGCUGGAUGGUCUACUCAUCCGCGUGGUACAGUGCCAUGGUCUCCGUAGCAGCCGAGACCACACCGAUGCUUGUGGGAAGGUUCACAAAGUCCGGUAACGCUAAGCACUACAAAUCCCUAAGCACUACAAAUCCCCAGCUACAGUGAACUGUAACACAACGCCGCCGCCUUCACAG
This is a messenger RNA of Baudoinia panamericana UAMH 10762, 1067 nucleotides long. RefSeq lists its product as uncharacterized. Gene Ontology annotation, biological process: polyketide metabolic process. The transcript has a single exon. NCBI's taxonomy places the organism in Eukaryota, Fungi, Ascomycota, Dothideomycetes, Mycosphaerellales, Teratosphaeriaceae. The coding region runs from base 329 to 880 and encodes 183 amino acids. The record is from RefSeq and is a predicted model, not a curated record.